UGAGUUCGUGUCCCCAUUAAUUCACCAUAAACAAGUCACUUGAUUUUUUCCAGUUUCCUGCCUAUUUAUCUGGGAUAACCGUGAACACGUGAGCAUCCUGAACCCCGGGCCUCCCAGAGAUAUGGAUGCGACGUGGACCGGUACAGACUCUGACGUCAGCAUAACCUGGAAGGUCCCGGAUGAUGCUUCAGUUCACGGGUUGAAUGGGUUCUAUGUGGAUAUAGGCGGGGUGUACUGUGCAUACUUCAAUCUGACCACAGCCGUCUGGACUAAAGACACAACCAAGAUUGUCUUUCAACACACAGUGAGAAUUACACAUGGCAUGGCGCCCUUUGGUAACACAGUGAUCAUAGAUGUAUGCAGUCUACCACGUCGUACUACAGAACCGUAUAAUUGCGAAAUGAAACACAUGCAACUGACCUCCUCCACGCCCUCGGCGACCACUGCCCCAGCUGACUGGACCACGGAGAUUUCCAUUCGGACUCUGCAAUGCAAGGAACAGGUGCUGGUCAGUUUCCAAUUGGCUCCUGAAGAAUUUAAUUUUUCGAAAUAUACCGUCACACUGUGGAAUACCACCAAUAGGCCCUUGGAAGAAAUGACCGUUUUCACACCCAACAACAGCACAAUGUUCGAGAAUGUUGGAGCUGGGGAGUUCACACUCGUGGUUGAGCCAAAAGAUGUUAGCAUCCAUAAAUUGCCCGGCUCAUGUGUCUGCAAAACUAAAAAUGGAGACUGCAGAAAUCUUUGCGCAAGGUCGCAUAGAAAAUUUACUCAGAGAGCCUGCGAAGCUUCAACAACUGCUCCCCCUAUCGGUCCACCAGGCAGGCAAGUGGCCACGACGACAGAAGACCCCCUCACGUCUGCUUUUCCAAUAGGCGUGACGAUUGCAGCUUUUACCGGAAGUGUUUGUAGCCUCGCUUUCAUAAUAGCAGCAACUGUUUGCUUGAUCAGGAAAAACAAAUGUAAAUUUAUUUCAAUGAAAAUGUCCCGCUACGACGAGAACGUUAGACUGGACCAAGAUGGACUCCAAUUCCUUGGCAGAAAAGAAUUGACGUCCAGUUGCGCCAGCCGCCAAAGGACAGUUCUUGUUCUUUUCUCCCAUGAGCACCCGCGGCACACUACAGUGGUGCUAAACUUUGCCAGAGUCCUUAAAGAAAUGUUUAACUUUGACAUUACUGUUGAUAUGUGGUCAACACAAGAUAUCGCCGCCAUUGGAAAAAUUGAAUGGCUGACUAAAAAUAUCGAACGCGCCCACAGUAUCAUCGUUGUCUGUUCCGAGGACGCUAACAGAGUUUCCAGAGCGCAACAGGAAAAGAAAAGCUUCAGUAGGCCUAUACCAUGCCAGCAUGACCCGUACGGCGAUAUCUUCACCCUGGCGCUUAGCAUGAUACGGCGUCGAGGUCUAAAGGACGAGAUUUACAAAAAGACCGUCUGCACUCGUUUUCAUUACACUCCAGAGUUUUCUUUACUUGAUGGGUGUCAUACUUUUUGUCUCUUGAACGACCUCAAGGGCGUGUUGGAGUUUAUACAAAGCGGAUCACAAAAAAUAGAAUGUGCUUUAAGUGAAGCAUCUCCUGAAACUGUUCGCGCUUGGCAGCGUCUCAAUGAAUCCAUUGAGGAAGCAGAUCGUUAUUUUAGAGGAAAUACAAAAUGGUGGAGUGAUGUGUUUGGACUGCGCAUGUCCCAGUGUCCCGAACACGACCCGGAAAUGGCCGAGGAGUCGUACGACAGCGGUAUUGUAUGUAAUGGUGACAUAGGCAGGAUUGUAAGGUUGCAGUCCUGUGGUAAAAGCGGCACUCACAUGCAAGUCUUUCCAAGUGAAAACAAUGGCUUUACAGCAUCAACGCUUCAACAACACACUCAGCUUUUGGCGAAUGGAUGUCGUUUUCCGGUUCUAAAACCGCCUCGUGAUGUCGAUAACCUCAGCAAAACGUUCAGCCAAACUGCUCGAGAAAUAAACGCCGACUGCGAAGGAGAUUUUGAUAUGUCAGGAGACGAGAUAUCUGAUAUGCAGGAACCCUGGCUUACCAAAGAAAUCGAAGACAAUUUUUCACUGCAAAGUGGAGAACAAAUCUCACUUUGAGUGCCUAGGGGUGGGGGAUGGGGGUGGGGAACUUUGGCACCUUAUUUCGCUGUGCAACAAAAUCAGACAUGAACAGAACUCUUGCUAGAAGGUUCAAAA
Messenger RNA from Lingula anatina, 2182 nucleotides. Its product is annotated as interleukin cytokine receptor-related protein 1. Lineage: Eukaryota; Metazoa; Brachiopoda; Lingulata; Lingulida; Lingulidae. Gene Ontology annotation, molecular function: interleukin-17 receptor activity. The record is from RefSeq and is a predicted model, not a curated record.